Molecule: messenger RNA, 510 nt
Organism: Cryptomeria japonica (Japanese cedar)
Lineage: Eukaryota; Viridiplantae; Streptophyta; Pinopsida; Cupressales; Cupressaceae
Exons: 3
Coding region: 1-510 (169 amino acids)
Source: RefSeq, a predicted model, not a curated record
AUGAAUAUUGAAGGUAUAGAUGCUGGCACAAAGAAACCUACUAAGUCUGAGACACCGAUAGUUGAGCAUACAAAGAAACCUACUGAGGAAGAGGUACAUAUUGAAGCAGAGGAACCAGCAAUCACUGAGACACCUAAACAAUCAAACAAACCUUUACUGGUUGAAAUGAAAACUCAGCCUGAUCCAUUAGAGGUUAACACAAGAAAAAUGGUUACAAAUGUUGGAAGCACAGAGGUAAUUAAGGUAAUAGGGGGAACCGGUGGUGCGGCAGCGGCGGCCACCGCGGGUGGCGCGAGUGCCACUGCAGCUGCUGGCGGCGCUGCGGGAGGCAUUGUGGGCACCACUGGCACUGCGGGAGGCACCGUGAGUGCCACCGUAGCCGCUGGCGACACUACGGGAGGCGCCGUGGGUGCCACUGCAGCCGUCGCCGGCGCUGCGGGAGGCACCACUGGCGUUGUGGGUAGAGUCGCCAGCGCCACAAGGGCUGAAGGUUUUGAUAUUUCAAGUUAG